Molecule: messenger RNA, 609 nt
Organism: Cryptomeria japonica (Japanese cedar)
Lineage: Eukaryota; Viridiplantae; Streptophyta; Pinopsida; Cupressales; Cupressaceae
Product: heterodimeric geranylgeranyl pyrophosphate synthase large subunit 1, chloroplastic-like
Exons: 2
Coding region: 1-609 (202 amino acids)
Molecular function (GO): prenyltransferase activity
Source: RefSeq, a predicted model, not a curated record
AUGGCUUACAUGACAAUAACAGCAAGUAGCCAGAGCCUGCGUUUCUUUACCUUUUCUUCUUCUCAAGAAUGCAGGAGUGUGAGGAGUUGUUUCAAAUUGACACCUUUUAACAAUUGUCAUGGAGCAAAUUUGAAUUUGCCCUCACUGGGUACAUCUAAUGGUGAGAAUUAUUGGCAUCUGAAACUUGGGUCAUUGACAUACAAAAAGCAUUCAGUGUCCUCUAGAUCCGCAGGGACAGUGACCCAGUUGGUUACAGAGGAGGAGAAGAGGCAGACUGUUGAGUUUGAUUUCAACAAUUACAUGAAGUCCAAGGCUGAGGCAGUGGACAAGGCACUGGAUAAGGCAAUACCAGUUGAAUAUCCUGAAAAAUUACACGACUCAAUGAGGUAUUCUCUUCUAGCAGGAGGUAAGCGUGUGAGGCCUGCUCUUUGCAUUGCAGCAUGUGAACUCGUAGGAGGGACUCAGGAUCUGGCCAUGCCAACUGCCUGUGCAAUGGAGAUGAUUAAGACCAUGGAUAAAAAAAUCUGGAAAAAAUCAUCAUUUAACUUUCGAUUUAUCGCGAAUCAUCCUGGAGACCCUGAGGAACUCAAUAACAUAGGAGAGUGUUAA